This is a messenger RNA of Xenia sp. Carnegie-2017, 1087 nucleotides long. RefSeq names its product nicotinate-nucleotide pyrophosphorylase [carboxylating]-like. Gene Ontology annotation, cellular component: cytoplasm. Gene Ontology annotation, biological process: quinolinate catabolic process; NAD+ biosynthetic process. The transcript has a single exon. NCBI's taxonomy places the organism in Eukaryota, Metazoa, Cnidaria, Anthozoa, Malacalcyonacea, Xeniidae. Gene Ontology annotation, molecular function: nicotinate-nucleotide diphosphorylase (carboxylating) activity. The record is from RefSeq and is a predicted model, not a curated record. Bases 52 to 1020 code for a protein of 322 amino acids.
AGCUUAGAACAAAUAAUCCUAAAUAUCUUUGAAAAAAUUUGCAUACCUAAUAUGCUCCAGGAAUUUGAAACGGAAGAAGCAGGAAGAGCUACAAAUGCUAGAAAUGGAGGUUGUGAGUCCUAUAAUCUAUCAUUAAUCCUUCCAAGUUCAUCAUUAAAUAACUUAGUACAUACUUGGCUAUCCGAAGACUUGCCAAGUUUUGAUUACAGUGGGACUGUUGUUGGCAGUCGUAAAGAAAAAGCUUUGCUUCUUUGCAAAUCACCUGGAAUUUUGGCUGGUUGCCCUUUCUUUGAUGCUGUUUUUGAACACCUUAACUGCAGAGUAAAAUGGUUGUUUAGUGAAGGAGAUCAAUUGACUCCAGUAUGUACUGUUGCAGAAGUAUCUGGUGAAGUCAAUAGAAUUUUAAUUGGGGAACGAGUUGCAUUAAACUGUAUCACUAGAGCAAGUGGUGUUGCAACAAAAGCAAGGAGACUAGCUGAUUUAAAAAGAAAGUCAUCAUGGGAAGGAGAAGUGGCUGGCACUCGCAAGACAACACCUGGUUUCCGUUUGGUUGAAAAGUAUGCCUUGCUUGUUGGAGGCAUUUCAACACAUCGUUUUGAUCAAUCAUCAAUGAUUAUGUUAAAAGACAACCAUAUUUGGAGUGUGGGAAGCAUUAGCUCUGCUGUAAAAGCUGCCAGACAUGCUGGAGGAUUUUCAAUUAAAAUUGAAGUUGAAUGCAGAAGUAUUGCAGAGGCUAGAGAAGCAGCGAGAUCUGGUGCUGAUAUCAUAAUGUUAGAUAAUUUUGCAUCUGAAUUAUUACACUCUUCUGCAGAAAUGUUGAAAAAUGAAUUUCCACAUUUAACUAUUGAGGCAAGUGGUGGCAUAAAUGAAGGAAAUAUUACAAAAUUUUUUGGACCGCAUGUUGAUGUCGUAUCCCUUGGCUCUCUCACGCAAGGCUAUGAAUGUGUUGAUUUCUCCCUGAAGAUUCACAAAGAAGGAGUAGAUCCAAGAAAUCCAACAAUAAAGGAAAAUUUUCCUUAAACAUCUACUUUUUACAUGCUAGCUUAAGAUGUAGAAAUGAAUAAAUUAAAGUUUAUUUAACAUUUAA